CGGUGCAGCGCGGCGCACGAGCCCCCGCGCCACUGCCCCGAGGCCCCAGCGUCGCGGGUCCCCUACCGGGCUGACCAUUAGCCAGGAGGCCGUAUAAGGAACGAGUGGCCCGGGCGUGCAGGAGGGACGCGUCGCCGCCGCCAUGGACAGCAGCACCUCUAGCCCCGCGACCACCGCCGCGCCCGAGUCCUACGAGCGCAUCCGCAAUGCGGCCGACAUCUCUGUCAUCGUCAUCUACUUCGUGGUGGUGAUGGCCGUCGGGCUGUGGGCUAUGUUUUCUACUAAUCGUGGGACUGUCGGAGGCUUCUUCCUGGCAGGCCGAAGUAUGGUGUGGUGGCCGAUCGGAGCCUCUCUCUUUGCCAGUAACAUCGGCAGUGGCCACUUUGUGGGGUUGGCCGGGACCGGAGCAGCUUCGGGCAUCGCCAUGGGGGCCUUUGAAUGGAAUGCCCUGUUUUUGGUGGUUGCGCUGGGCUGGUUGUUUGUCCCCAUCUACAUUAAAGCUGGGGUGGUGACGAUGCCACAGUACCUGCGGAAGCGGUUUGGAGGCAAGCGGAUCCAGAUCUACCUUUCCAUUCUGUCCCUGCUGCUCUACAUUUUUACCAAGAUCUCGGCUGACAUCUUCUCUGGCGCCAUAUUCAUCAAUCUGGCCAUGGGCCUGAAUCUAUACCUGGCCAUCUUUCUCUUAUUAGUGAUCACUGGCCUUUAUACAAUCACAGGGGGCCUUGCGGCUGUGAUUUACACGGACACCUUGCAGACAGCGAUCAUGCUGGUGGGAUCUCUUAUUCUGACUGGGUUUGCUUUUCACGAAGUGGGAGGGUAUGACGCCUUCAUGGAAAAAUACAUGCAAGCCAUUCCGACCGUGAUUUCUGAUGGCAACGUCACCGCCAGUGAAGAAUGCUACACCCCGAGGGCCGAUUCCUUCCACAUCUUCCGAGAUCCCAUCGAUGGAGACAUCCCGUGGCCUGGGCUCAUCUUUGGGCUGGCCAUCCUGGGCCUGUGGUACUGGUGCACGGAUCAGGUCAUUGUGCAGCGCUGCCUCUCUGCCAAGAACAUGUCUCACGUGAAGGCCGGCUGCACCAUGUGUGGGUACCUGAAGCUGCUGCCCAUGUUCCUCCUGGUGAUGCCGGGGAUGAUCAGCCGCAUCCUGUACACAGAAAAAAUUGCCUGUGUCCUCCCCUCGGAAUGCGAGAAAUACUGCGGCACCAGAGUUGGCUGCACCAACAUUGCCUACCCAACGUUGGUGGUGGAGCUCAUGCCUAAUGGGCUGCGAGGCCUGAUGCUGUCGGUCAUGCUGGCCUCUCUCAUGAGCUCCCUGACCUCCAUCUUCAACAGUGCCAGCACCCUCUUCACCAUGGACAUCUACACCAAGGUGCGGAAGGGAGCAUCGGAGAAAGAGCUCAUGAUCGCAGGAAGGCUGUUCAUCCUGGUGCUGAUUGGCAUCAGCAUCGCCUGGGUGCCCAUCGUGCAAUCGGCACAAAGCGGGCAGCUCUUCGAUUAUAUCCAGUCCAUCACCAGUUACUUGGGACCACCCAUCGCGGCUGUCUUCCUGCUUGGUAUUUUCUGGAAGAGAGUCAAUGAGCCAGGAGCCUUUUGGGGACUGAUCUUAGGAUUUCUGAUCGGGAUUUCCCGUAUGAUUACUGAGUUUGCCUAUGGAACCGGGAGCUGCAUGGAGCCUAGUAACUGUCCCACGAUUAUCUGUGGGGUGCACUACUUGUACUUUGCCAUCAUCCUCUUUGUCAUCACCCUCAUCACCAUCGUGGUCAUCUCCCUCCUGACCAAGCCCAUUCCAGAUGUGCAUCUCCACCGACUGUGUUGGAGCCUGCGCAACAGCAAAGAGGAGCGAAUUGACUUGGAUGCAGGAGAGGAGGACUUCCAAGAAGCCCCGAAGGAUGCCAUUGAAAUAGAAGUUCCUGAGAAGAAAAAAGGAUGCUUCAGGCGGGCCUACGACCUGUUUUGUGGGCUGGACCAGCAGACCGGACCCAAGUUGACCGAGGAAGAGGAGGCAGCCCUGAAGAUGAAGCUGACAGACACCUCUGAGAAGCCUUUGUGGAGGACAUUGACGAACGUCAACGGCAUCAUCCUGCUGGCGGUGGCCAUCUUUUGCCACGCGUAUUUUGCCUGAGUCCUGCCUUGUGUCACACAGGCGCCGUGGCUGGAAUCUUAAUGCUCCUCCCUUUGAUCUCAUUCUGUGGCGCUGAAGGGAAACCAGCCAGCUGUAAAUUUCACCCAGUUGGAUGAAUGUGUACAUGUGUAAUUCUAGGGUAGCUGGCGGAAAAUCAUUAGUUUGCUGUCCACUUGUGUAUUCAAAGCCAGUGUGAUACAAUCAUCUGUACAUACUAGAGCUAAGGACGUGAUAUUCAGUAAAAGGCAGACUAGGAAACAGAAGUCCAGGGAUGUCCAAGACAAGUCUAUCUCAGGUAGAUUCAGCGUGUCAACAUUAUUUGUAGUCCUUGAAUAUUAUUUUAAAAGUUUUGGUCCCCCUGGUUCCUGCCACUUUUCCCUAUCUGAAUUCCUCUGUAUAUAUUUUUUAAUUUUUAAUUUUUAAUUUUUUUGCUCUCAUCAUAUUCCUUUCAAAUUUUUCCUGGCACAAGAAAAAUCGAUCCGAUAAACUGAUGAAUGCAUUGAAGCUGAGGAUGGGAGCUUGAUGGGGUCCUUGUCCUGGGUGUUUUUGCUUUUGGAAGUGGAGACAUGAAGAAGGCAGGACUUGCCCCGGAGGGACCCGGGCACCAGCCUCAGGCCAGUGGGGGCAGUAGAUACUCUUGAGUCUAGGGCAUUUUCUGAUCUUCUUAAACAUGUCCAUUGUGAGUUCCACCUGUUUGGGAUUUCGCUCAUUUUGACAUUCACUGUGCCUGGAGUGUCGUAGCCACUCUGUCAUGUUUGCUGACUGAAUGAAUGCUAUGGGCAUGUAUUUAGAAAUACUUGCUUUAUUUUUACCUAAGCCUGGCUCUUGGUUAACCUUUUCUUGUGGCUGCACAAAGUACGCCCCCUGGUGACUAUAAUGAAUUGGAAGGCAUUUGCCAGAGGCCACUGUGCCCCACGGUGCUGAAGUUGACACGUGGGCUUAGCAGCUGACGCUGUGUCACCUGGGAGAGACAGGGCUCCGGCUGGGGGCAUCUCUCAUCUCAAAGCAGCCGCACCCUCCCGCAACAUGGAAAUAAUUAGCCUGAGAUCAUCCACCCUGUGAAUUCACAUGACCACAGCUCUUCCUUUCUUUUGGUGUCUUGAUCGGUGAUCAUUGACGGAUGAGGGUUACGGUGGGUGGUUUGUGUCCCAGGUGGUAGUGCCCACCACGUCUAGCUGAGAGGUCUGUAUUUCUUAUUGAACCAGUUUCCCGGGGGGGGGGGGCAAUUCCUUUCAUUUAAUUUAACUUUAAGUAAUUCUUUUUAAUGUCAUCUGUGAAAUCUCUGUUAUAUUGUAAUAUAAUCCCAUUGGAGUGAUUAAAAAAAAUCACAAGGUUA
Molecule: messenger RNA, 3458 nt
Organism: Lemur catta (Ring-tailed lemur)
Lineage: Eukaryota; Metazoa; Chordata; Mammalia; Primates; Lemuridae
Gene: SLC5A1
Product: solute carrier family 5 member 1
Exons: 15
Coding region: 143-2122 (659 amino acids)
Biological process (GO): transmembrane transport; sodium ion transport
Cellular component (GO): plasma membrane
Molecular function (GO): D-glucose:sodium symporter activity
Source: RefSeq, a predicted model, not a curated record